AUGGAAGCCUGUUCUCAAGAACUAUCACGAAUACACAGUCAACUUGUGGGAGCCGCUAUACCGAUCCAUCUUGCCUCGAAGGCAGCUGUUUUCCAUCUGAUGGUUGUGGCCUCUAUGGAUGCACAUUCAAGGAUGUCUGGCAGCCUAUGUGUUCUUGGCCUCAAAUACCCUCCUGUACAAGGAGAGAUAUCAAAAAAAAAAAAAACAGAAAAAGCAUUUCUGGCCUGUGAAAUGGCUACUCAAUACCGGGCGAAACGCAUGUUAAUUGGGACUAUGGAAUGUUGGAAGGUGAUUAGAGAUGGCGGUGCGGAUUCGUACCCGGCCCAGUAA
This is a messenger RNA of Marasmius oreades (fairy-ring Marasmius), 330 nucleotides long. RefSeq lists its product as uncharacterized. The record is from RefSeq and is a predicted model, not a curated record. Bases 1 to 330 code for a protein of 109 amino acids. NCBI's taxonomy places the organism in Eukaryota, Fungi, Basidiomycota, Agaricomycetes, Agaricales, Marasmiaceae. The transcript is spliced from 2 exons.